GAUCUGUCUGGAAGAAGAAUUGAAGUGUUUAUGAAGGAAAGGAAGAUUGUUAUUUAUAAGCAUUGGAGGCUGGAUGCAUUCCAGGAAGAGACAUGUCAAUCAGAUGUCAAGCUUGUGGCUACUGACUGGGCCAAUUUGGCAACCUAGUUGUGAUGGGAUAUAUAUGGACCCACUUUUGGCUUGAGAGGUUACCUCAUGCAUUUUCUGGUUCUCCUACAGCCAGAUGGCUCCUGGCAGCCCAUGAGGUUGUAACUGGAACUUUCUUCCUCUGGUGUUCGUCUCUUUGCACAGUGCUGACUCCCCCUUUUCUGUCCCAACCAAGACAAGAAACCUAAAUCUGUGGUUGUGAUAAGGUUGUAAUCUCAUCCACACUCUUGAAAGUUCCCUGUCAAUUGACUGCAAAUUGUUCAUUCAAUGAUGGAAGGGAACUUCCUUCUGUUGUCUGAUCCAUAUGCAAUCAAGAGGAUAUAAUGGUAUUGCUUGCAUGGUGCUAAGUUGUUGAUCUGGACGCAGUUGUUAGCACAUCCGAGUCUCUCUUUCUCUCAGAACUUGCAAUAGCAGAGCUCAACGAGGAAGGAAAAGUAUCAUUGUAAAAUAGCAUUCAUGCAUAUGGACCUGGAGCAUUGCAGGAGUUUCUUCACCGACUUAUUGAAAUGGAAAGGAAAUAGCUCACAUCUGAAUCAACUAGUGAAGUUAAUGUUUGAGAGCAAUUUCAGUUCAUGGAUGGAGUGCAAAACUACUAAGAUAGCCACCUUGUGAAUCAGCUGCAGCCUACUAGUGCUCACCGUCACUGGUUGCUCGGCCAUUGAUUGGAGAAGAUUUUUGCUUGAAUUGUCUUAUAAGAUAUAAAUACAUGGACUUUUUUCUUCAGGCUUUAUCAUAAAACGUUGUGUCAAAUACCUUAAAAUGUUUGGUUAUCCAUUGGUUGAGAUCAUGCAGGUGAAAUAGAUAUUGUCGCUCUUCAGAUACCAGCAAUUUCUAAAAUUUGGACACGGAAUUGACAACAACCUCUUUUGGGAUAAUUCUUGGAUGAGAGUCUUCACAAUUGUACUUAUAAUCCAAACUUGAAUACUGACCUCUGAGCUGUCCACUGAUAUCAACUUCAUCUAUCAUCUGUAUAUGGUUAGGCAACCAGCUUGAAAGACGAAUGGAUAUAUCAGGAUUGGAAGGUCUAUAUGGAUUUUAGAUAUCUGGUUCAUUGCUUUGUAUUUUGCUGGUUUCUACCUCAUCCACCUAUUCCAAUGUUGUGCAGAUGGGAUCAGACAUUUUCUUUUCUUCCAGGAACAGCUGUCUUAUGAGGACCUAUGAUGACUCCUUCCCAGUAUCUUCCCAUAGCAACAAACUGGUUUCACAUCUUUAAUCACUGCUUCUAUGGUUGUGGUACAUAUCCUGAAAUAUAUCAUAAUUCAAUUGUACAAGAUGUGCAUGAUUGUUGUUUAGAUUGUUGGGUUUCACACUCAUGAGGAGUGUUUCUUCUGCUAUUGAAGAUUCUUGCAGGGAACACAUGCAUUAUUGGGAUUGGGAGAACUGGCAGGGAGCAGCUCUGAUGGUGGGUCACCAAGCAACUACAGACUUCCCACAUGCAGGAGGAAAUUGGCAGAGUGCAGCUUCCAUGGAGUCACGAAGCAACUCUAAGCUUUUUACCUCCAUGCAAUGCUCAAACACACCAAAAAAGGCUACUACUGCAUCUUGUAGUGUAGUAUGGGUAGCAAAGUUUAAUGGUCCACUGCAUCCUCUAGCCCUUGUUAUUUAAAAGCUGGUGGUGUACAUUGAUCUUUUGGAUCCACCUCUUCCGUUCCAGGCACUAGAAGCCAGAGUUUGUUUUACAGAUUACCACCAACCACUGUCCAACAUUCUCUUUAUCAUCAUCAUAUCUGAGAAUAAGGUCUUCUGAAGAGAUGAUCAGAAUGAGGAGGAAGCGUCAUGAGAAUCCAAAAGAGGAUAAAAAGAAGGAACACCAUGGUGAUCAUGCUUGAACAAGUGAGUAGUUUCUGCCGUGCAUGCUGACACAAGUUCUUCUGCCUGGUUGCCUGUUUCUUCUGCAUAUGGAAUCCGUCUCUUUCAUUGUGCUUCCAUCUCCCAGCCUACUCUGAGCAAGGCGCAAGAGUAAGUCACCUCUCACGGGUGAUAUCCCAAAGAAGACAAGGGCUCUCACGUGGGGGAAGGGGCCAAUGACACGCCCUCUUAUUUAUUGAUUGGGAUGCGUGCUACCACAGUUCACAUAUAUGAUGCUCUUAGUGGUCCAUCACCAGAUUUGUUCUCCCCUCCUCUGCCAUCCAUCAGAGACACCCACCUAUUACAGCUUCUCUUUUUCGUGUGAUGAUAAUAUAGGCUGUGUUCGAUGCGUUUGCCAAUGCAAAUAGAGCGCAUUCCCAAUAAUUUAAUGACGCAGUGAUGAACUUAUUUUGUGGGCCCUAAGAUGGAUGGCAAGAGAUCUUCCACAGCAGCUCCUCCAUUAAGGUCUACCACAUUGAGUGUUUGCUCUCCAUGUGUCAUGCGUACAUGGGAAGACCUGCUUCGAUCAAUCAAAUGCAAAGCCCAUUUUGUUUGGAGUUGUAGUAUGUACUCACUGCUCGGCCAGGGAUCUACCUUGGAUUCAUGUAAGUCAACGGGGUGCCUCUCUCGGAUCUGACCUGGAGCUGCCAUUUUGUUGCACUGGGUCAUUGGAUUCUCCUUUGGAGCCCUUAUUAUGCGUUUUCCCUUGGUUGGGUAGCUCAUCAAACGCUAUGAGGAGAAUAUAGUCCUUGAUGGAAUCUUCUCUGCAUAUGGAAGGGAAUGUCAAUCCUACUGGUGCGAUGGACUGGCUGGAGUUGCCAUGGUUGCUAGAGACAUGGUAAUGGAGCAUGUAGGAUCAGAAUACGCACAGUGAGAGAGAAGGGGAAGGAGGGAAGAAGAUGUCUACUCUUUGGUUCACACUGAAGAGAUCUCUCCACUGCAGGUCUGACCCUUCUGAUGUCCACGAGCCAAAGGCCAGGGGCCAUCUUGGCACCAUCUUGUCCAGGAAGACAUGCAGGUCUGGUUGCUCCAGAUCCAUGGCCAACCUCCGAGAUGUAAUCCAUGGAGGCAGGAGGCAGAUUGAGAGGCCAAGCUGCUGCAGCCCAAGGUCUAUUGGGAGCAGUGAGGUCCUGAACCCCAUUGCCCAUGAGGUAGUUCUCAGUGACUCCGGGUGUGAGCUCAAGAUAACUGGAUUUCGGAGUCACUAUGACGGUGGUGGUGGCGAGGUAGGAUCCACGUUUGUGGGCACCCUCAGGCCUGGGACUCCCGGCCCCGGAGGAUGGAGCACCAGUCCUCCAAGAAAGGCUAAUCGGCUUCUCGCCGAUCGAGAGGGUUAUCCCCUUUGGGGUUCUUCACUUUCUAAUGAUGUUCUUGGCAACGUCGGAGCUAAUCAUUUUCCUUUGGAAGCCAGGUCUUAUGCUGGGGCUGCCACUCCUACAAUCUGCCAUAGAUGUGGUGACCAGUUUGGGAAAUGGGAGGCUUUGGAGGCACAUCAUCUGUCCAAGCAUGCAGUUACUGAACUACUAGAAGGCGACUCUUCUCGGAAGAUAGUAGAAAUAAUAUGCAAGGCAAGUUGGUUGAAGUCUGAGAGCAGUUGUGGACGGCUAGAACGGGUCCUAAAGGUCCAUAACAUGCAAAAGACUCUCACUCAGUUCGAAGAAUACCGGGAAAUGGUAAAGAUUAGAGCCAGCAAGCUUCCCAAAAAGCAUCCACGAUGCUUGGCUGAUGGAAAUGAACUGUUAAGGUUCUAUGGUACAACAGUCUGUUGUUCUCUUGGCAUAAAUGGUUCUUCAAACCUUUGCACAUCAGAUAAGUGCAAUGUUUGCCGCAUUCUAAGACAUGGAUUCUCCAAAAGAAAAGAGAUGAAGGGAGUCCUGGGAAUGUUCACAACUUCCACUAGUCGCAGAGCACUAGAAUCAGUUCAAGUACUUGAAGAUCACCCUUCCAUAAGAAAAGCCUUGCUGAUAUGUAGAGUCAUUGCCGGGAGGGUUCACAAGCCAAUGGAUAAAUUACAGAAUUUGACUGGUCAGUGUGGGUUUGAUUCAGUGGCAGGAAAAGUAGGUCCUUAUGCAAGUAUCGAGGAGCUCUACCUUCUCAACCCACGGGCUCUUCUACCAUGUUUCGUGGUAAUCUGUAAACCGUGAAGAGAUUCGAACUGAUACUUCUUUUUGCAGCAGUGCUUUUGAUACCCAUGAAACAUUAUUGUUUUAGAGGGUUGGUUUUUUGUUGCGGAGGAUUUCCAAUCCAUGCACUUUGUCAAAUUUAGGUUUGCCUCA
This is a messenger RNA of Musa acuminata AAA Group (dessert banana), 4271 nucleotides long. RefSeq lists its product as uncharacterized. NCBI's taxonomy places the organism in Eukaryota, Viridiplantae, Streptophyta, Magnoliopsida, Zingiberales, Musaceae. The transcript is spliced from 5 exons. The record is from RefSeq and is a predicted model, not a curated record. Bases 2895 to 4139 code for a protein of 414 amino acids.